AUGUCUCAAGCAGAAACUCCCAAGGCGCAACCAGACGCUGAUGCCGUCGCGCGUCUGUCCCAAGCGCUGAACCUUGAGAACUGCGAAGACAGAUUCAUGUCAAGCGACCUGAGUCUACUUGAAACUGGAAACUUUAGCGACGUGGAAUUGGUCUGUGGUGAUCGUUCGUGGAGCUUGCACAGGAGCGUCAUCUGCAAGAGAUGCAAAUGGUUUGAGAAAGCUCUCACCGGCGAUUUUGAGGAGGCGGCGUCAAGGAAGAUCACAAUCACAGAAUUCUCGCCAGAGCUGACCAAUGUGGUUGUCCGCUACCUGUACUCAGGAGCUAUGGACACGACCAGCGUCAACGAAUGCGAGGGCGACUCCAUCAUCAGCAAGUAUGUUCGUCUUUGGUCUGCUGCCGACUUCUUCGGCCUCGAACCACUCCAGAAAGACAUCAUCGCCACCUUUGAAGAUUAUUUGGAACCCAACAUCAAGAUCAUGAAUCAAACAAAGCCAGCCGGAGAUAUCAAGGCGAUCGUUGAAGAAUUUUUCAGUGCCGUGGCCAUCGCAUACGAUGUCAAGAACCUUUAUUGA
Diaporthe amygdali is the source of this 573-nucleotide messenger RNA. RefSeq lists its product as uncharacterized. Gene Ontology annotation, molecular function: ubiquitin protein ligase binding. Gene Ontology annotation, biological process: proteasome-mediated ubiquitin-dependent protein catabolic process; regulation of proteolysis. The record is from RefSeq and is a predicted model, not a curated record. Gene Ontology annotation, cellular component: cytoplasm. Bases 1 to 573 code for a protein of 190 amino acids. NCBI's taxonomy places the organism in Eukaryota, Fungi, Ascomycota, Sordariomycetes, Diaporthales, Diaporthaceae. The transcript is spliced from 5 exons.